Messenger RNA from Tarenaya hassleriana, 1256 nucleotides. RefSeq names its product BTB/POZ domain-containing protein At1g21780. NCBI's taxonomy places the organism in Eukaryota, Viridiplantae, Streptophyta, Magnoliopsida, Brassicales, Cleomaceae. The transcript is spliced from 5 exons. The coding region runs from base 68 to 1048 and encodes 326 amino acids. The record is from RefSeq and is a predicted model, not a curated record. Gene Ontology annotation, molecular function: protein binding.
AGACAAAAGAGUCAAAAGUCUUCGACGCCAUUGUCGUCCAAGUUCAAAGAGCAUAGAGAGAGAGAGAAUGGGGGAUACGAAGGUGGAGACAAUCUCAAGGUUAGCGCAAUGGAGGAUCGAGAGCUUUGGGCCGUGUUCUUACAAGAAGUCGGAUCCUUUCAAGGUCGGAAUCUGGAACUGGCAUCUGUCCAUAGAGAAGAAUCGCUACUUAUACGUACGGCUAUUCCCAGAACCUUCUCGAGUAUCCAAGGAGCAACCUCCCGUUGCUAGAUUCAUUCUUCGUGUCUCUAAUGUCGGCCCCAAUCGAAAAUUCUACAUCUCUCCUGUUCAUGAAAGACUGCUCCGCACAUCUGAAGACUUUGUGUGGCCGGUUGACUCGAACUUCCUCGGUCGGUUCAUCAUCGAUGUCGAGUUUCUUGAUCUCAGAUUAUGCCCUUUGAAUGGCGGUGAGGCUAGUCCCGUGUGGCCAAAUGACGCGAUGAUGCAAUCCGUCUCGACAAAGAGCACGCUCCAAAGCUUGUCCCGGAUGCUUAAAGAGGGCAUCCUAUCCGAUGUCACCAUCCACACUUCCGAUGGCACGCUCUCGGCCCACAAGGCGAUUCUUUCGGCUAGCUCAACCGUCUUCAGGAGCAUGUUCCACCAUGACCUCAAGGAGAAAGAGUCAUCCACCAUCCACAUCGAAGACAUGUCCCGAGAAUCUUGCAUGGCUCUUCUCAGUUACCUCUACGGUAACAUUGCUCAAGAAGACUUCUGGAAGCACAGGUUGGCGCUUCUCGGGGCAGCAAACAAGUACGAUAUCGUGGAUUUGAAAGAGGCAUGCGAGGAGAGUUUAAUGGAAGAUAUAAACUCGGGGAAUGUCCUCGAGAGGUUACAAGAGGCGUGGCUUUAUCAGCUCGAGAAGCUGAAGAAAGGGUGCUUGAUGUAUCUGUUCGAUUUCGGGAAGAUAUACGAUGUCAGAGACGAAAUCAGCGCCUUCUUCAAGAACGCCGACCGCGAACUUAUGCUCGAAAUGUUUCAGGAAGUGUUAACUGUCUGGAAACCUGUCUGAAAAAAGGGCUUAGCCGAUUUCCUUCGGUCAUUUGUUUUAUUGUUCGCUCUCUGUAUUUGUAUAGCCAUCCUUCUCUAUUACUAUUUUUUUUGUUUUGGCUCGUGAUUGUGCUCGUGUGUACAUUGUCACGGUUCUUACAUGUGCUUAUGGUCUUUGUCCUAUUUUGAGGGUUGGUUCAAUCCUCUCUAAAUGGGCCGGUUCACGAAAA